GUCCCAAACCCGACACCAACCAGGAUGAUGCUCGGCGAACACCACCGUCCAAAUCCGACGGUUCACGUGCCUACUUGGCCGUCUCUUGAUGAGCUGACGGCUGAGGUUUACUCUCCUGUCAAAUACAAUGCCGCCGACAAUAACAGUCCGUUUUACCUACCAGAAGCCUUGGCUGCGCUUCAGCGCUACUUGCCGUCGAACGACCGGGAUGUUGAUUCUGAUUCCGAGUUUUCCGGGAUGGAGAACCCGGAUUCUCCGGUGGAUGCGUACUCCUGUGAUCAUUUCAGGAUGUACGAGUUUAAGAUUCGGAAGUGUGCCCGCGGGAGGUCUCAUGACUGGACGGAAUGUCCGUACGCCCAUCCAGGGGAGAAGGCCCGGCGGCGGGAUCCGAGGAAGUACCACUAUUCCGGGACGGCAUGCCCUGACUUCCGGAAGGGAAACUGCAGGAAGGGUGACUCCUGCGAGUUCGCACAUGGCGUUUUUGAGUGCUGGCUUCAUCCUGCGCGGUAUAGGACCCAGCCAUGCAAGGAUGGACCCGGUUGCAGGCGUCGGGUCUGUUUCUUCGCCCACUCGCCAGACCAGCUGAGAAUAGUUAACUCGGCAGAUUCUUAUGAUGGUUCACCUUCCAGCACUAAAACCCUUCCGUUCUGGUCUUCUCCGGGGUCGGUUUCCCCACCCCUGAGUCCUCGCGGGGAUUCAUCACCGCCUAUGUCCCCUAUAACGCAGUCACUAAGCCGGCCCCUUGGUGCGACUUCAAUUAACGACGUCGUAGCUUCGUUGAGGAGCUUACAGUUGAGUAAGGUAAACUCCAUGCCUUCUUCCUGGACCACGCAUGUUGGUUCCUCUUCUCCCCCCGUUUUCGGCUCUCCUAGAGGAGCCGUAAUACGACCCGGCUUUUGCAGCCUCCCAACCACCCCCACCACCACCAAGAAUCCUUCCCGUCCCGGUAUCGGGUUCCCGGACUUCUGGGACAAGAACUGGGAGGAGGAACCUGUGAUGGAGAGGGUGGAAUCGGGGAGAGACCUGCGUGUGAAAAUGUUUGAAAAACUCAGCAAGGAGAAUUCUUUGAAUCGGGUUGAUGAGGGUCAGUCUUCCGGACCUCCAGAUGUUGAUUGGGUUUCGGACCUAGUACAGUAAACCAUGUUUGGGAUUAUGCAAGUACGAGAUUAUUUUCCGAUUAUUUCCUUCACUGUGAAUAGUAUCCGCUAAGCAAGGAGCGAAUUCUGGAUAAUGGAAGUGAAGAUUCUGUACAAAUUUAAUUAAUAUUUGAAAAGUAUUAAGUUAUGGGGGUGAAGGGGAAAGAAAAGAGUAGAAUCUCUUUUUUGGAGAAUUUUCCGAGAGUUCAGAAACACAGAACUGAGAAAAUGGAAAAAGCAAAGCUCUGGUGUAGGUAGGAGAUAUAAGGGAUUGUUCCCUUUCUUAUUUUAAUGGUCGAUUUUCGUACUUAUUAAUUAUAAUCUGUUCUUCAUUGAGCUAAAUUAUUGUUUAAAAAAAAAACUCAGAGCUUUAUUAUAUUUUGAGCAAAACUUGGAGCUUUCUUCGCUAUGUUCCUACAAAUCAAUGCAUUGAAUAUUU
Rubroshorea leprosula is the source of this 1575-nucleotide messenger RNA. NCBI's taxonomy places the organism in Eukaryota, Viridiplantae, Streptophyta, Magnoliopsida, Malvales, Dipterocarpaceae. The record is from the annotation of a GenBank genome assembly.